Molecule: messenger RNA, 3228 nt
Organism: Penicillium griseofulvum
Lineage: Eukaryota; Fungi; Ascomycota; Eurotiomycetes; Eurotiales; Aspergillaceae
Product: putative NRPS-like enzyme
Exons: 2
Coding region: 1-3228 (1075 amino acids)
Source: RefSeq, a predicted model, not a curated record
AUGGCUACAAUAACUCUCACAACUACUGACGGAGGCGUGGAGCCACUCCAGACGAAAGAUAUCGCUACUCGCUUAUUGAACGGCACACUUCAUUCCAAGUGGCCUCCGUUUGAACAGUUCGCAACCAUCGAUGGCCUAUUGAAGUCCCAUGCUGCUCAGCCAGAUGAGGCCCAACACCCUCUGAUAUGCUAUCCACUUCGCGAAGCAGCUGAUUUCGAGAAGCAUACAGCCGGGGAUAUCGAUCGGUAUACUGAUGUCGCUGUUCGCUUUUAUAUGCAGCAGGGACUUGUACCCGCGGACCCAAAUCUCGAGCAAGCGCCUGUCGUUGCUAUGCUAGCUGGAUCUAGCUUCGAGGUCGUGGUGACUUUCUUUGCGCUAAAUCGUCUUGGCUAUGCUGUGCUUUUUUUGUCUACACGUCUCACAGCACCGGCUUAUACUCGGCUUAUGGAGAUGGCAAAUUGCAGCCAAAUUAUCAUCACGAAACAGUUUCAGCAAGUUGUCACUGAAAUUUGUACCGAGAAUCCUCGUUGUAGAAGCUUCUCUCUACUACAAAGGGAGGACUGGUUUAACCGUCCUGUUAGCUCUCCUCGCUUUGAACGCCCCGGUGCAGAUCCAUCAAGAGAAGGAAAGAAGAUUGCCUGGAUCCUACAUUCCUCCGGCAGUACCGGUUUCCCCAAGCCGAUUUUCCUUACCAACCUUCAAACCCUAGCGAAUUUCCGCAAGAGCUUCGGUCUGCGCCUCUUUACUAUCAGUCCACUCUUUCAUUCCCACGCUCUGAUGGAGCUUGGACGAGCAUUGUUUACAAGAGCACCGGCAUACCUGGGAAACCAUUCACUUCCAGUCACGUACCAAAAUCUUUUCGAUGCUCUUCAAGUGGCCAAGCCACAGCAAAUCAGCGCCGUGCCAUACGUGAUUAAGCUACUAGCAGAGAAGCAAGAAGGUAUUCAAGCACUGGCCCGCCCGCAGCUCGUGCUAUAUGGCGGUUCCAGCUGUCCAGACGAUCUUGGCGACCGUCUUGUGGCACAGGGCGUGAAUCUGGUGGCCAACUACGGAGCGACGGAAACAGGACAGAUCAUGACCUCUUUCCGACCUCCAGAAGAUAAGGAGUGGCAAUAUAUGCGACUGCAUCGACCUGUUGCUGACCUCACUCUGAUGGAUGAGAUCUCGCCUGGUGUCUUUGAAUGUGUUGCAUUGGAUGGCCUGCCAAGCAAGGGCCCUUCGAAUUCCAAGCCACCGUAUAGCGCAAAGAACCCAGAGAACUCUUUCAGAACAGCCGAUUUGUUCACCAGACACCCGGAUCCGGAGAAGAGCAAUUACUAUAAGUACUUAAGUCGACUGGAUGAUAGAAUCACGCUGGUCAACGGUGAAAAGGUGCUUCCUAUUCCAAUCGAAGGUCGUGUUAGAGAAGAGCCUAUCGUGAGUGACUGCGUCGUGUUCGGCUUCCAGCGGACUGUACCUGGGGCUUUGAUUUUCCGCGCUCCUGGCAAGGUGUCUCACUUGAGUGAUGAUCAAUUUUUGGAAGCUAUCUGGCCAGCUGUUGAAGCGGCAAAUACUCGUGCCGAGACAUUCUCCCGUAUCCCCAAGGAACUCGUCGUGAUCAAGGGCGCCGAUGUUGUUUACGCCAGAACUGAUAAGGGAACCUGUAUCCGCGCUCAGGUUUACCAGCAGUUUGAGGAGGAUAUCAAGCAGGUAUAUGCCAAGUUUGAAGGCAAUGGCCAGAAAAGAGGUUCCCUCGCGCUCAGUAUCCCAGAACUGGAGAAUUGGCUCCUUUCGAGGUUCAGCGAAGACUUGGGCGUACAAAUACCCAAUGCUGAGGCCGACAUAUUCUCUGCUGGUGUCGACAGCUUGCAGACAACGCAAAUAUGGAGGUACAUCAUGCGCGACAUUGAUAUCGGCGAGCUAGGAGACCAGCUUUCUCAGAAUAUAGUGUUCGAGAAAGGCAAUAUCGCUGCACUGGCCAAGCACCUCUACCAGUUGCGAACUGGUCAAGAAGCCGAGAAGGAAGAUGAACUUCAUUCUAUGCGUGAAAUGAUCGAAAAGUACUCCCACUUCACUCAGCACUUCCCAACUAUCACCAGAAGCCCAGAAACAGAGGUGGUAAUGGUCACUGGCGCAACUGGAAACCUGGGAGCCUUCAUCGUGUCAGAAUUACUGAAGCGACCAACAGUCUCCGAAGUCUGGGCAAUCGUGCGCGCGCCAGGACAAGCAGCGGCAGGAUCCCGUCUCUACAAAUCACUAGCCGAUCGCAACAUAACUCUCACCGAUACCGAAGCCGCAAAGCUCCAUGCCGUCCCUGGCGACAUGUCACAAUCCAACCUCGGUCUCAAAGACCACGACCUAGAACACUUACUCUCAUCCCUUACAUGUGUCAUCCACAGUGCCUGGGCCGUGAACUUCAACCUUGGCGUACGGUCCUUCGAGCAGCAACAUAUCCGCGGAACAUACAAUCUCAUCAACCUCUGUCUGCGCUCUCGUCUACCCUCCCCUGCACGGUUCUUCUUCUGUUCCAGUGUAAGCGCGGCAAGCAACACACCCAAGCCUGCAUCAAUUCCCGAAACCGUGAUUGAGAAUUUGAAUCACGCACAGGGAACAGGAUAUGGCAGGUCGAAGUUGGUAACCGAACACAUCACGCGCAACGCCAUGCGUCAGACCGGUAUGCAAUCCCGAGUUCUGAGAAUCGGUCAGCUCGGCGGUGAUACUGUUAGUGCGCAAUGGAAUGAGACUGAAGCUGUUGCGCUCAUGUUCCGGAGUGCGUUGACGACGGGUGCAUUGCCUGAACUUAAUGAGCGGCUAAGUUGGUUGCCUGUUGAUCAGUGUGGUCGAGCUGUUUCAAAUAUUGCUAUGAGUCCUGGAUCAUCCGAUGCUGAUAUGGUGUACCACUUGGUUAAUCCGAAGUCUUUUAGAUGGAGGGAUUUGCUUCCUGCGUUGAGGGGAUCGGCCUUGUCGGAGUUUGAGGUUGUGUCUCCGCAGGAGUGGCUUAGGAGAUUAGCGGGGAGUGAGCAGGAUCCGGAGAAGAAUCCGAGUGUUAAACUCAUUGAUUUCUGGAGGUCUAAGUAUGCAGGUCAGGGCCAGUCGGAGACGAGACGGGAUGGAAAUGAGGUUGGUCUUACAUUUGAAACUGAGCAGACGAUUCGAGACUGCCCCUCCUUGGCACUCGUGGAAGACCCCCUUGCUGCUGGUUUGAUUCAGAGGUAUAUUCAGUCGUGGAUGGGGUUAUGGACUAAAUGA